GACGAUAAGUUUCGUUUCCCUCGACAUCAGCCACUCGGAGACAAUAAAUAGAGAAGCUGCGCGCAGACAAACAGUCAGAGGAAAAGACGAUCGUGCCAUCGCCGCUUUGCUUUAACCAGAAGCCCUGCAGACACCCGAUCGUCGGACACAAUGAGCAGAGCCACAGACUGGGUUCCUGCCUUGUGGCUGGACACCUUCAGCGAGUUGCUGAAUGAGGACAAUGAGCUGGACUAUGGAGACCAGUGGACUCUCAACUUUAACUACCGUCAGACAAACACAGUCACCAACGAGGAGAGGAAGAGGGGCUGGAAGGUCUUCUGCCACUAUACCCAUGCAAAUUUCCGGUGUGGAUCCUGCUCCAAGACCUGGCCCUCAGCGCGGGUGUUGGUGUUGUUCCGUUACCGGCUGCAGAAAAACCGGGGGACAGCGGUCAUGCGGCCCUUUGGUCAGACCUGCCGCAGUUGUGAAAGCGAUGAGUUUGAACUCCCUGGUUUUUCCCUGGAAGAGGUUAAACAUGCUUUGCUCAGGCUGUUUUCCAAAAUCAAGAAGAAUUGUUAUGGGGAAGCGGACGAAUAUGAGGGUGUUGGAUCAUCUGACAUAAAGAAGACCAAACCCCAUGAGAAAACCCUAUGUGAGGCCUGUAAAAUGGGCAUUUGCGCUCAGGAUGAAGAAAGUUGCUCUCAGGAUGAUGACUAGAAUCUGACAGAUUUUCUGCUUAUUGUUUGAGAUGCUCAUGUUCUCUAUUACUUUCUUUGGGUGGUAACGCGGUUUCCGAUAGCCGUGGGCUGACACUCAAGUCUCGUUUUAACGGCAACAUUUCGGAAAACGUUAACCCAACAGUCGCUUUCUAGUUGGUUUAGUCAUUCACAGCGACACUGACAGUGUGUUGAACCAAAUAGCUUAAACUGUUCUUUAUUUUAUUUUGAAGCUUUGAAGGUAGAUAUUGUAUGUGGCUAUUAAUAAGAGUUGUUAAAAAGUUUAUUUUUUCAUGGUUUUGUGUAUGAGCAUGGUGACCAAGAGAUAAAAACAAUUUUACCCUA
Molecule: messenger RNA, 1040 nt
Organism: Scophthalmus maximus (turbot)
Lineage: Eukaryota; Metazoa; Chordata; Actinopteri; Pleuronectiformes; Scophthalmidae
Product: receptor-transporting protein 3
Exons: 3
Coding region: 151-696 (181 amino acids)
Biological process (GO): protein targeting to membrane; protein insertion into membrane
Molecular function (GO): olfactory receptor binding
Source: RefSeq, a predicted model, not a curated record